Molecule: messenger RNA, 1054 nt
Organism: Chaetura pelagica (chimney swift)
Lineage: Eukaryota; Metazoa; Chordata; Aves; Apodiformes; Apodidae
Gene: RFNG
Product: RFNG O-fucosylpeptide 3-beta-N-acetylglucosaminyltransferase
Exons: 8
Biological process (GO): pattern specification process; regulation of Notch signaling pathway
Cellular component (GO): Golgi membrane
Molecular function (GO): O-fucosylpeptide 3-beta-N-acetylglucosaminyltransferase activity
Source: RefSeq, a predicted model, not a curated record
CGAGCCCUCACCGGCAGCCCGCAACCUGCGCGGAAGGGCCGCCCGGGGCUGGCCGGGGGCUCGGCCGGGCAGAGCCUGGAGCUGAAGGACAUCUUCAUUGCGGUGAAGACCACGAGGAAGUACCACAGAAGCCGGCUGGACUUGCUCCUCCAAACCUGGAUCUCCCGGGCGAGGGGACAGACGUUUAUAUUCACAGACUGGGAAGAUCGGGAGCUGCGCCUGAAAGCAGGGGAUCAUUUGAUCAACACCAACUGUUCUGCUGUCCAUACCCGACAAGCUCUCUGCUGCAAGAUGUCUGUGGAAUAUGAUAAAUUCCUGGAAUCUGGGCAAAAAUGGUUUUGCCAUGUGGAUGAUGACAACUAUGUGAACCCUCGGACUCUCCUGCGUCUCUUGUCCGCCUUCUCCCACAGCCAGGAUGUCUACGUAGGGCGACCGAGUCUGGAUCAUCCCAUCGAAGCAGCUGACCAUGCUCAAAGUGAUGGAUCAAAGACAACUGUGAAAUUCUGGUUUGCCACAGGUGGAGCAGGGUUCUGUAUCAGCAGAGGUCUUGCCCUGAAGAUGAGUCCCUGGGCCAGCCUGGGUAAUUUCAUCAGCACCGCAGAACGGGUGCGUCUCCCUGAUGACUGCACCAUUGGCUACAUCAUCGAGGGGCUGCUGGAGGUGAAGCUGCUGCACAGCCCAUUGUUCCAUUCCCACCUGGAAAACCUGCAGAGACUACAAGGCGAGUCUGUGCUGCAGCAGGUAACUCUAAGUUAUGGGGAUCCUGAGAACAAACACAAUGUUGUGAGUGUGGGAGGAGCAUUUGGUCUUCAGCAAGAUCCAACCCGAUUUAAAUCUGUCCAUUGUCUGCUCUAUCCAGACACUAUCUGGUGCCCUGCUAAGAAGAUGUCAUAAUCCUUGACCAGUCGUUGACAUCUGUAUCUUACCUAGUUUGCAUAAGACACAAGUUGUGGACUUCUUUGGUUGUUUUUUUCUUCUUCUGGGAGAUCACCAGAGUUAUCUACAAAGGAGGCAGACAGACUCAUUUACAAAAGCAAGAAGGUAUGGUUUGUUC